AUGGCCGAGUCGCAGCUGACCUGCCUGGACGACGCGCAUGUGAACGAGCGGGUGACCGAGGCGCAGGCCGCCUUCUACUACUGCGAGCAGCGGCGGGCCGCCCUGGAGGCGCUGCUGGGCCGGGGCGAGCAGGCCUAUCGCCAGCGGAUCCAGAAGGAUCAGCUGCGGGACUUCUUGUCCAGCCAGGAGCGCCAGGCCCUCCGCGCGGCCUGGACCCCUUAUGAGGACGCUAUCCCCGCAGGUGGCCGCGGCAAGAACAAGGCCAAGGCCAAGGCCGAGCCCGCGGCCGCCGAGUCCCUGGCCUACUGGCCCGACCGCUCUGACACCGAGGUGCCCCCGCUGGACCUGGGCUGGACCGACACCAGCUUCUACCGCGGCGUCAGCCGGGUCACCCUCUUCACUCAUCCCCCCAAGGAGGAAAAGGCGCCCCACCUCAAGCAGGUGGUCAGGCAGAUGGUCCAGCAGGCCCAGAAGGUCAUUGCUGUGGUCAUGGAUGAUUUCACCGAUGGUGACAUCUUCAAAGACAUCGUCGAUGCUGCCUACAAACGCCGGGUCCCAGUGUACAUCAUCUUGGACGAGGCAGGAGUGACGUCCUUUCUGGAGAUGUGUCGGACUCUGGAGCUCACCGACUUCCGCAUCCGGAACAUCCGAGUCCGCUCUGUGACCGGCGUGGGCUUCUAUAUGCCCAUGGGGAAGGUCAAAGGCAACCUGUCGUCAAGGUUCCUGAUGGUGGACGGUGAUAAAGUAGCCACUGGGUCUUAUAGGUUCACCUGGAGUGCCUCCCACGUGGACAGGAACCUCCUCCUUCUCCUGACGGGCCAGAACGUGGAGCCCUUCGACUUGGAGUUCCGCGAGCUGUAUGCCAUCUCCGAGGAGGUGGACCUGUACCGGCAGCUGGGCCUGGCCGGGGGUGCAGGCCGGCCGGGCCUCAACUUCUCCUCCUCCACAGUGGCCCGCAAACUCAUCAACCCCAAGUACGCUCUGGUAUCCAGCAGCCGCCAGCCCCCGGGGGAGAUGAUGCGCUGGGCCGCCCGGCAGCAGCAGGAGGCAAGGGGCGCCCUGGAGGAACAGGAGGCCGGGGGUGGCGAGUCUGCACGGCGCCUGGAGAGCUUCUUGAACGACCUGGUCAGUCUGGAGCAGGUGCUUCCCCCUGUGGAUCCCCUCCCCCUGAGCCAAAAGGAUCUCAAGGGGGUCUCUCAGCUGAAGGCCAAGCCCUGGGAGGCCCUAGGCCAAAAUGGCAGAGGAGAAGCCGGCAACGGGGAGGCCGCCCCCGCCAAAGAAGGCAAGCGCUUCAGUAGCCGGUUCUUAAGCCGGCGGACCAAGAGGCCAGCGACACCCAACGGCCUGGCCAGCUCCUGCUCCUCUGAGGCCUUUGCUGAUGUGGAGUUCAAGAUGGGGAAGAGGCCCCUCGAGGGCUCCAGUCCUGAUCUGUCAGGUAAAGCCAGUGUUGUUUCUGCGAAGCCCAACAACUGUGUCAUUUCCUGA
This is a messenger RNA of Elephantulus edwardii (Cape elephant shrew), 1485 nucleotides long. RefSeq names its product family with sequence similarity 83, member F (gene SACK1F). The transcript is spliced from 5 exons. NCBI's taxonomy places the organism in Eukaryota, Metazoa, Chordata, Mammalia, Macroscelidea, Macroscelididae. The record is from RefSeq and is a predicted model, not a curated record. The coding region runs from base 1 to 1485 and encodes 494 amino acids.